Molecule: messenger RNA, 1006 nt
Organism: Sorex fumeus (smoky shrew)
Lineage: Eukaryota; Metazoa; Chordata; Mammalia; Eulipotyphla; Soricidae
Gene: UBXN1
Product: UBX domain protein 1
Exons: 10
Coding region: 36-929 (297 amino acids)
Molecular function (GO): protein binding
Source: RefSeq, a predicted model, not a curated record
GCCGGGUCCCCCGCGGGAGCGGCGGUGGCGGCGCCAUGGCGGAGCUGACGGCUCUCGAGAGUCUCAUCGAGAUGGGUUUCCCUCGGGGACGCGCGGAGAAGGCUCUGGCGCUCACAGGCAACCAGGGCAUCGAGGCGGCGAUGGACUGGCUGAUGGAGCACGAAGAUGACCCCGACGUGGAUGAACCGCUCGCCACCCCGCUCGGACACGUCCUGGGCCGGGAGCCCACUGCCUCGGAGCAGAGUGGCCCCGAAGGAUCUGGAUCGGCUGCCGGCGAAGGCAAGCCCGGACUGAGUGAAGAGGAAAAACAGGAGCAGACGAAGAGAAUGCUGGAGCUGGUGGCGCAGAAGCAGCGGGAGCGAGAGGAGCGCGAGGAGCGCGAGGCGUUGGAGCGGGAGCGGCAGCGCCGGAGACAAGGGCAGGAGCUGUCGGCCGCGCGCCAGCGGCUCCAGGAGGACGAGAUGCGGCGGGCGGCCGAGGAGCGGAGGCGGGAGAAGGCCGAGGAGUUGGCGGCCAGACAGAGAGUCCGGGAAAAGAUUGAAAGGGACAAAGCAGAGAGAGCCAAGAAGUACGGCGGCAGUGUGGGCUCUCAGCCCUCCGCACCAUCAGCAGAGCCGGGGCCUGUCCCCUCCUCUCCCAGCCAGGAGCCUCCCACCAAGCGGGAGUAUGACCAGUGUCGCAUCCAGGUCAGGCUGCCAGAUGGGACGUCACUGACACAGACCUUCCGCGCUCGGGAACAGCUGGCAGCCGUGAGGCUCUACGUAGAGCUGCACCGUGGCGAGGAGCCCGGCGGCGGCCAGGACCCCGUGCAGCUGCUCAGUGGCUUCCCCCGGCGGGCCUUCUCCGAGGCUGACAUGGAGCGGCCUCUGCAGGAGCUGGGACUUGUGCCUUCCGCUGUCCUCAUUGUGGCCAAGAAAUGUCCCAGCUGAGAGGCUUUCCCUCCUCCCCCAUCUUUGAUAAAGCACUGACCUCUCCUUCCUAAUAAAGAGACCCUCUGAGUUCUGUA